Messenger RNA from Oncorhynchus gorbuscha (pink salmon), 2763 nucleotides. RefSeq names its product alpha-tubulin N-acetyltransferase 1-like. Gene Ontology annotation, biological process: alpha-tubulin acetylation. Gene Ontology annotation, cellular component: microtubule. The transcript is spliced from 12 exons. The record is from RefSeq and is a predicted model, not a curated record. Gene Ontology annotation, molecular function: tubulin N-acetyltransferase activity. Lineage: Eukaryota; Metazoa; Chordata; Actinopteri; Salmoniformes; Salmonidae. The coding region runs from base 541 to 1863 and encodes 440 amino acids.
GCCUCCUUUGCUUUCCUAACAACCAAAUCGAACUGAACAGCGACAGCCGGGACCCGUUCGCCGGAGGGCAGUGGAUAAAUGUACAGAUUAUACUUCAGGCUCAUCGUGGCUCUUUUACACGAACUGAUAAGAUGUGCAAUAUGGGCAUUUAAAGUUUUUAUUUCAUGUCAUUGUUUAUUUACUUGAGUUUUUGUAAGUUUUUGAAAGUUUAGUGGGCUAACGCUUUUAUAAAGAUCCGUGUUUUUGUUGUUGUUAUAAUAAUUGGGUUACCGGGGUAUAGUAUUGAUACAAUAUUACCACCACAUGGCCGGACCGUUUUGAUACUGUCGCUAGUUAUUGUAGCUCAAUGAUAACAUAGUUAAGUGACUGUAAAUCAGUGGCCAAUGUUGUUCUAUCUUUAAGGGACGAGGUUUCUAGCUAGCUUUGCUAACAGUGUUAUUGUUAUUAAACCUCUCGCUGGCUGCACGUUAGCAGGCAAUAAAACACAUGCAGGAGCACUGAUUCUAUACUACGAGAGACUACUUUUUUUUUUAAAGGAAUAUGGAAACCACUGUUGAUGUAAACCACAUUUUCCCUGAAAGGAUUACAGUUUUGGAUCAAAACCUGAUUGCAUUUACAAAAUCGCUGGGAAGGUCAGAUCCUCAAUCUCUAAUUGCAGCAGUAAUUGAUGAGCUUGGAAGAGCCUCAGCCAAGGCCCAAUACUUGACAGCACCAAUCACAAGUGCAUCAAAGCUGCAGACCAACAAGCACCAUCUCUACCUGCUUAAGGACGGAGAAAGCAACGGAGGAAAGGGACUGGCAGUGGGUUUUCUAAAGGUUGGCUGUAAGAAGUUAUUUCUGCUUGACCAGCGAGGGGCGCAUGUCGAGACGGAGCCUCUGUGUGUCUUGGAUUUCUUCGUGACAGAGCACCUUCAGAGGCACGGCUACGGACUGGAGCUGUUUAGCUUCAUGCUGCAGCACAAAAAGGUAGAGCCAGUGACGAUGGCUUACGACAGGCCCUCCCCUAAGUUCCUCUCUUUCCUGGAGAAGCAUUACAGUCUGAAAAACGGUGUACCUCAGGUCAAUAACUUUGUGGUGUUUGAUGGUUUCUUCACCAACAGAUCAGCGGCCCAGUUGAGAAAGGUUCCCCCCAAAAAGCUGGACGGAGAGAUCAAGCCCUACUCACUAACACAGAGAAGGGCUGUGCGAGAGGAGCAGAGGGCUCUCUCCUGGCCUUUGUGUUGCCCCGCGGCUCCUCCCUUCUCUCCUCCGUUGUCGGUAUCCUCCCUGUGCUCCCCAAGCAGGGCCCACCAGUGCCCCAACCCGGCCCUGGCCCCAGCAUCUGCCCCUGGGGGCUACAGGGGCCCGGCCCCCAACCCCCCACUGAUCGGCAACCUCAACUACAGGGUAAAACGCACCAGCCAACAGGGCCUAGUUGCCAGGGGAAACCUCUACAGUCGCUACAUCAACACCCGGGGCUUUGGGCUGUUGUUGGAGACCCAGCAGAACACCUUCAAACUGCCAGGUUUGACACCAUUAUUGAGAGAGAGAGAGACUGACACGGGGGGACAGACAGACCCCCUGGGACACACAGACAGGUCCCUUCCACCUCUCUCCCUAUCCAGGAAGGAGUUGCUCUGCUCCCAGAACACCAGAGAACCAGACAGACAGGCUGGGAUGGAGACCAGGGUGCUGGAGAAUAGGCUCAGGGUGGGGGUAGGGGGAGAGAAAGGAGGUGGGCCCCAGGUGGUUGAGAAGGGGCCAUUGGGGGCUGAGAAGAACAGGGGGAGAGGAGGCUGGUCAUGGACGGUGGGAGAGAGCUGCUGUAACACAGCUCAGUGGGUCAGGCAGAAGCAGGAAUAUAACAACACCAGACCCUGGUGACCCACAUGGAAGACAGACGGGCUGACAAGACGAAGGACAUAGAAGACGGGCUGACUGACAGACGGGCUGACUGACAGACGGGCUGACUGACAGACGGGCUGACAAGAAGAAGGACAUAGAAGACGGGCUGACUGACAGAUGGAUGGAUAAGAAGCAGGACAUAGAAGACGGGCUGACUGACAGACGGGCUGACAAGAAGAAGGACAUAGAAGACGGGCUGACUGACAGAUGGAUGGAUAAGAAGCAGGACAUAGAAGACGGGCUGACUGACAGACGGGCUGACAAGAAGAAGGACAUAGAAGACGGGCUGACUGACAGAUGGAUGGAUAAGAAGCAGGACAUAGAAGACGGGCUGACUGACAGACGGGCUGACAAGAAGAAGGACAUAGAAGACUGACUGACUGACAGAUGGAUGGAUAAGAAACAGGAAGAAAAAGACCGACUGACAGACUGAUUUAAUAGAGAUUUAGAGAAAUGGACUGUGAGCUAGAGUCGAGAUAGACGGGAAGACAGCCACAGCCAAUCCUCACCCACUCACCUUCAGCCCUCUCAUCUGAUCACUGGUUAGUGGUGCUAUGUCUUCUAGACAGAACAAGUGCCCUCUCACCUGAUUACUGGUUAGUGGUGCUAUGUCUUCUAGACAGAACAAGUGAAGGGUUUGGUUGGUAUGCAACAAUAGUCAGCCAGAUGUCACAGGAUACGUCCCAAAUGGGCACCCUAUUCCCUAUGGGACCUGGUCAAAAGUAGUGCACUAAUGUAGGGAAUUGGGUACCAUUUUGGGUCAAAAGUAGUGCACUAACGUAGGGAAUAGGGUGCCAUUUUGGGUCAAAAGUAGUGCACUAACGUAGGGAAUAGGGUGCCAUUUUGGGUCAAAAGUAGUGCACUAAUGUAGGGAAUAGG